UCCGCGAAAUCUGGAUGCCCGUGUGCGUGUGUCGCCGUCGCUCUUCGUAAAUAGUGGAAGAAUUUCUGCGAAUUAUACGUGUUUGCAAUUAUUCCAUGAGGCCCGUGUGUUUUUUAUCGUAUUUUUUGCAUGGCGCCGUGUAACAGAGUGUUGAUUUUCCCUUAGAGUGCUCAGUGUUUUCUUCCAAUGCUCAGGAACGAGACUUGAAGUGCCCUCGGUUUGAGCAGUCUGUUUCCAGUUCUGGAUUGAGUGUUUAUUCCAUAAUUAUGUGAUCUAAAAUUUCUGCUAUGCGGCGGAAUCAUUUUUUCAUUCUCGUCGCCUUUUUGUUAGCGCUAUGGAUUUUCAUCACUCAUUACAUCUUUAUGAACCAACCCAGAUCACUGUUCACCUAUACGAGCGGCUCCAACUCCAUGAAGGACCAACUACAAGCGUUUGAAACGAAGCUUCGCUCGGAGGAAGUAGUCAAUAAUUUUUUACUGGAAAAAUUUAGGAAAGCUAUCACCAUGAGAUAUAGUGAAGCCAAUCUCCAAGCAAAUGUCACAUCCGUUCCAAAACCUGUGAGCGCUCCUUCUCAGAGCCCUAGUGUGGAUGGAAAUAAUAAUUCACUACACAAUGACAAGAGACUACAAGAGCUAACUGCACAUUCUGAAAAUGCCAUUGCUGUUGUGGUAUUUUCCUGCAAUCGAGUGUCAGUGGCCAAAUGUUUGAAUGCAUUGCUCAAGUAUAGACCCUCAAAAGAAAAGUUUCCUAUCAUCGUAUCCCAAGACUGCAAUCAUGCAAGGACCGCAGAGGUGAUCCAGUCGUAUGGAGAUCAAAUUUACCAUAUCUUACAACCUGACCAAAGCGACAUUCCUGUUCCUCCAAAAGAGAAAAAAUUCAAAGGUUAUUUUAAAAUUGCAAGGCACUAUGGCUGGGCUCUCAAUGAAACUUUUUAUAAGUUUAAGUUCCAGACAGCUAUUAUAGUUGAAGAUGAUUUAGAAGUAGCCCCAGAUUUUUUCGAAUAUUUCUUGGGUACAUAUCCCAUUUUACUGGCAGACCCCACUUUGUGGUGCAUAUCAGCAUGGAAUGAUAACGGCAAGAAGAAUUUGAUAGCAGUUGAAAAUCCAGAACUUCUUUAUCGAACUGAUUUCUUCCCUGGUCUAGGGUGGAUGUUAACAAAAUCUUUAUGGGAUGAACUAUCACCAAAGUGGCCUCACAGUGGUCUCUUCUAUGAAAAACAUUUAAAGUAUAUUUAUUUAAAUAAUAUUUACGUGCCUUUUACAAAGAAAAAUCUAACAUAUUUAAUUAAGGACAAUUAUGAUGUAGAAUAUUCAAAGUUGGUAUAUUCAAGCACUGUUGUAACAUAUCCAGAACUAAGGGCUCGGCAAAUAGUGCAUGAAGGAACCGUGCGUAUUCCAUACUAUACAAAGGACAUGUUCAAACACACUGCCAGAAUGCUCGGUCUAAUGGAUGACUUUAAGAGUGGUGUGCCGAGGACAAGUUACAGAGGAAUUGUAAGCUUUGUGUUUGAAAAUCGGCGCGUAUUCCUUGCGCCACAACCUAAUUGGAAAGGCUACGAUCUAUCUUGGCGGUGAUGCUGAGUCUCGGUCUACUCUCCGCCAAAUAUGAAGUGCUGUGCUCCCUGCGUUUGUGAUAUAAGGUUUUAUACGCUAAUUUUAAUCAUGUUAUGUUUCCAUUUUGUUUUUUGCUGUGAAUUUCGAAGUUAUUAUCAGACUUAGUUCUCAACCUCAUCACCUUCCUAUCAUCCCUAUGAUAUUUAUUUUUUUAUGUUUUUUUGUUUUCAGACUAUCAUAAUUUUUUGAAAGAUCUCACGCCAACGAGUCAAUGAAUCGUUGAUUAACGAGUUUGUUCUUGAAAUCUUUGUGCAAAGUAUAUCCAUAAGUUACUCUCCUAAUUUCACAUCUCAAAAGGCAACAUGGAUAGGAAUUUUGUCAACCAUAUUCUCAUAGUUUUCUAGGCAAAGAAGGCUUGAAUAAUUCAAUCCAAAGUUUACCAAAGUAAUUCCCUUUUUCUACACUCAUUUCAUUUUACAGUGGUCCAAUUUUUAGGUGUCAUCCCGAUCCAAAUUUUUAAAUGCAGCUGUAAUGCACAAAACUUUUAUCAAAACUCUAUCGUCUAAAGAUACCUUACCAGAUACUUACUUGAGUUCCACAUGUAAUGUAAACCUUUUUAUCCUUUUCUUGUAAUGUUUUUGGUGCUCCAAUUCAGGAGUGCAUGAAAUUGGACUUGCUGUAACUAUUACGGUGAUAAGUGUUAGGUGCUAGUGAAAGAAAAUUUCUUGGUAUCUCUUGACUAAAUUCCUAAGCUUAAGUAAUUUGCAGCUAAAGAACCUCUAAUACCAAUUUGCUAUAAACAGGAGUCUUUGAGAUGUAAAAUAAGGAAACUUACUUUUGGUUGUAUCCUCAGAGAAACUAUUUCAAAAUCAUGAAAUGGUUAUAUGUGUAAAUAAUGUACAGUAUUUUUUUGUUUUGUUUUGAAAAGCAGAUUUCUCAUUCCAAACUCCAUUGUUUGUGUCAGUUUCAAUCUUUUAGUCCUGCGGUAAGAAUAAUCAAUUAAAUCAUUACUUUGUGGAUUGCUAAAAAAAUGAGGCUCUAGCUAUAAAUUUUCAGAAAGAAAUAUUGAUUUUGAAUCAUUCGUUUAAAUUAAACUGCCAUUUAUGAAAUGGCUGUGAACCUCUACUGAGGAGAAACAAUUAUGUUGCAUUUUAUUUUUAUUAAAUAAUUAAAACAUUCAAUGGGAAUAAGUAUAGUUUGCAGAGGUGCUAAUCCAAUAUCUUUCUCCUGGUGUACAACUCAUGUAAGUAGAGGGCAUUCAUAAAUUAUCUGACGCAUUCAUAAAUUAUCUGACGCAUUCAAUUUUUCUUGCUCAGAGUGAAAACUGAAAUGAUUAUAAGGCUUAGGACUUUUUUAUAUAAGGGUACUAAAUUACUUCUCUUUACAACUCCUCAAAGUAAAGUGCCAACUAAUUUUUCAUCAUUGGAUUUUUUCAAUUAAAGUAUAGCACUUCUUCUAAUUGAGAAUACUCAAAAAAUUAUAUUAUCACCAUCCAUAGAUGACUUACACUGAAAUCUAACUUCAAGUUCUUGUUCUUACGACACUGCCAAUUUGUUGUAUUGCCAAGAUAAAAAAGUUGUCGAUGGCACAAUGGUUCUUGAGAUACACUUGCGUGUCACAAAGGUUUGGAAUGAAAAAUGUACUGUCAGCUUUUCCUAGAUGCAAGAAACGUGGGUUUUUAUGCUGAAUUGAUCAGCAAUAAUGAUUGUUCAUGAAGUCCUAAUAUUUGCUAGUCUUGGCAAACUUGUAGAGUAGUAACAGUCUUUUGUGGCACUUUAAUUUUAAACAAAACCUAAAUAACUUCCUGUUUCCCCUAUUCAACUCCACUGUCCAUUAAAUUGUAAUGACAAGUUAAAUUUUGAUAGGGCAUUUUUCAGGAGAAAGUUUCUCUUUUCUUAGAAAUUUCAUCAUUUUGUGGAAAAGGAAAGUUUUUCUUGGUUAAGAGGUUUUGCCUCCUUAAGUUUAAUUUUUUUUUAAAUUUGACUUCAAGAAAAUCAUAUGGGAUGUUGCAGUAUUCAAAUUCUUUGAUUUUAUCUGAGAAUAUUUUGCAGUAGUUUCAUACAGAGAUCAAUUGAAUUACCUGCAUCAAUAUUUUUGAAAUGAAAAUCUAAAAGAUUUUUAGAAUUCGUUACUCAUACAAGUUGGCUUCAAUGAACACUUCUGUUUCCAAUUUUGAAGAUACCAUUGA
Molecule: messenger RNA, 3741 nt
Organism: Bemisia tabaci
Lineage: Eukaryota; Metazoa; Arthropoda; Insecta; Hemiptera; Aleyrodidae
Source: RefSeq, a predicted model, not a curated record